AAAAAAACGUUACAAGAAGAAGAAGAAGAAAAAGUUAUCAGAGAAUGUAGUUAUGCUGAAGUUAAUGUUUACCCAUUUCGCAAGAAACACUCUUGCAAAAAUGCACUACACUUCGGGGGUCAGCAUUAGGCUUUUGCCCAGUUAUAAGUGCUCUUUUGAAGACCCAGUGCACGUGACCGUGAGUGGCUUAAAACCCCAACAACGCGUGGACCUGCGCUCUAAAGUCACCGAUGAAACGGGACUUGUUUUCCAGGCUUCAGCCGCUUAUCAGGCAGACGAUAGUGGUCAAGUUGACCUCAGCCGCGACCCUUCUCUUGAUGGCAGCUUCACGGGAGUCGAACCAAUGGGCUUAUUCUGGGCACUGAAAGCCGACGUCGUAGACUGCAAGUUUACACACACAGACGUGACGCGUCCUGCUCUCGUCGACAUCGAGGCCGUCAGUGAAGAUAAAGUAAUCGCCAAAGUGACAAACGAAAGACACUGCUUGACCGAUGGUGUCCGGAGAAUCCCUGUAAAAGAAGGCAGGAUCAGAGGAACUCUUUUUAUGCCACCUGGUAAAGGACCAUUUCCUGGGAUUUUGGAUACGAAUGUGUUGAGAGGAGGUCCUUUUGAGUUGAGGGCAGCUCUGUUGGCAAAGAGAAACUUUGCUGUUUUAGCCUUGGCUUUCCAAGGUUACCAAGAUUUACCCAAAAGAGCUGACAGAUUUCACCUUGAGUACUUUGAACAAGGUAUCGAUUUCCUACGAUAACAACCAGAGGUCAAAGAUCAAAAAAUUGGCCUAGUGUCCAUAUCAAAGAGUGGAGAUCUCGCUUUGUCGAUGGCAACAUUUCUGCCUGGUAUAUCGGCUACUGUCUGGAUCAAUGGAUGCAAUGCCAAUACUUUAGUUCCCAUCUACUACAAGGACAUCUGUGUUCCACCCCUCAUGUUCGAUGUAAAGAGAGCAAAAAUGACACCAUUGGGCUUUGUAGAUAUUGGGGAUGUUAUGAUUGACCCGAUGUCAGAAGAAGGCCUCCCUAGCGUUAUUCCCAUUGAACGUGCCUCUGGAAAUUUCAUGUUUAUAAUGUCAGAAGCUGACAGGAAUUGGCAAAGUGCCUAUUAUGCAAACCUAGCAUGCAACAGACUCGCAGCACAUGGGAAAAAUAACUACGAAUUGGUGAGGUACGAAAAAGCGGGUCACUUUAUUGAGGUGCCCUAUAUGCCCUUUUGUCUUGCUAAUUUUCAUGGUGUCGCUAACCAUGUGGUUUAUUUUGGCGGGGAACCUAAGGCUCAUUCAGAGGCACAGCUGGAUGCGUGGAAGAGGAUUUUGAAAUUUUUCAAAAAACACUUAGCAGCUACUAAUCACAACUGCAAAUCUAUGCUGUAAAAAACAGCAAAAAAGGGUAUGUACACUAGUCAACAUUUGAAGUGGAGCAAAACCUUUCAUCAAAGUUGUCCUAAAACCUGAACAAUACCUGUUCUUGUUUUAGGACAACUUUGAUGAACUUUUAUGAUCCACUUCAAAUGUUGACUACUAUACAUUUAUAUCAUAGUCAUGAUAUCCAGGUAGUGUUGACUUGAAUUACACUAAUUUCUAAUGUAGUUAUCAAAAAGAUCAAACUGAAUGAAGCUCAUGUAUGAUUUGCUUCAAAAUCCUAUGUUUAUAUCAUACAGAGUAUGGAGAAAUUGUUUGUAAAAUCAAACUCUUUUGGAUAAGCAUGUUUCUUUAUCAAACAUUACCGUAGCUUUGGGGUUAGAAAGUUUAUUUUCUUUCAUUAAUAUUGUGAAAUAUAGUUUCAAUUUAAAAUAACUUUUCAAAUUGGGAAGUAUUUUAAAGUGUUAUAUUCCUGUUGUGCCUAUGCUCAGUUAACAAAGUAGAAUUCAUUACUGUCACUAUUAAUUUAAAGCAUCCUUGAUAAAUUAGUAUUCAUUUCUUUCAAAAAAAAACUUUUGAAUGGCAGUGCACUUUCACUGCUUAGCCACAUUUUUGCAUCAUAACCGAACACUGAUUUUAAGUUAAUCAAAUCAAACUAGGGGUGCACGAUAUAUAUCGGC
Messenger RNA from Cyprinus carpio (common carp), 2031 nucleotides. Its product is annotated as acyl-coenzyme A thioesterase 1-like. The record is from RefSeq and is a predicted model, not a curated record. Gene Ontology annotation, biological process: acyl-CoA metabolic process; fatty acid metabolic process. Gene Ontology annotation, molecular function: fatty acyl-CoA hydrolase activity. Lineage: Eukaryota; Metazoa; Chordata; Actinopteri; Cypriniformes; Cyprinidae.